GCUCCGGCAGCGCCCGCCGCCCCGCGCCCCGGGAAGAUGCUGAGCAGGUGGAUGAGUGGCAGCAGCAGGAACCUGGACCGCGAGUACAACUGCACCGUGCGGCUGCUGGACGACAGCGAGUACACCUGCACCAUCCAGAGAGAUGCCAAGGGCCAGUACCUGUUCGACCUUCUGUGCCACCACCUGAACCUGCUGGAGAAGGAUUACUUCGGCAUCCGCUUUGUGGACCCCGACAAGCAAAGGCACUGGCUGGAGUUCACCAAGUCGGUUGUGAAGCAGAUGCGGGCACAGCCCCCCUUCACCAUGUGCUUCCGUGUCAAGUUCUACCCCACGGACCCCGCGGCGCUGAAGGAGGAGAUCACCAGGUACCUGGUGUUCCUGCAGAUCAAGAGGGAUCUGUACCACGGCCGACUGCUGUGCAAGACGUCGGACGCGGCGCUGCUGGCUGCCUACAUCCUGCAGGCUGAGAUUGGGGACUACGACCCGGGGAAGCACCCGGAGGGCUACAGCUCCAAGUUCCAGUUCUUCCCCAAGCACUCGGAGAAGCUGGAGAGGAAAAUCGCCGAGAUCCACAAGUCAGAGCUGAGUGGGCAGACACCAGCUACUUCAGAGCUGAAUUUCCUCAGGAAAGCCCAGACUCUGGAGACCUACGGGGUUGACCCACACCCGUGCAAGGACGUGUCCGGCAACGCGGCGUUCCUGGCCUUCACCCCCUUCGGCUUCGUGGUUCUGCAGGGCAACAAGAGAGUUCACUUCAUCAAGUGGAACGAGGUGACCAAGAUGAAAUUCGAGGGGAAGACUUUCUACCUGUACGUAAGUCAGAAGGAGGAGAAGAAAAUCGUUCUCACCUACUUUGCCCCAACACCAGAAGCCUGCAAACACCUCUGGAAGUGUGGGAUCGAGAACCAGGCUUUCUACAAGUUGGAGAAGUCGAGCCAGGUGCGGACAGUGUCCAGCAGCAACCUGUUCUUCAAGGGAAGCCGCUUCCGCUACAGCGGCCGUGUCGCCAAGGAGGUGAUGGAGUCCAGUGCCAAGAUCAAGAGGGAGCCCCCCGAGAUCCACCGGGCCGGGCUGGUGCCCAGCAGAAGCUGCCCCUCCAUCACGCACGGCCCCCGGCUGAGCAGCGUGCCCCGCACCCGGCGGAGAGCCGUCCACAUCUCCAUCAUGGAAGGCCUGGAAUCCCUCCGUGACAGCGCCCACUCGACCCCGGUGCGCUCGGCUUCCCACGGCGACGCCUUCGCGGGCCCCGGCCGGAGCGGCCGCGCCGAGAGCAGCGAGCGGGUGGCGGUGAUCGCUGACGAGAGCUACAGCCCUGCUGACAGCGUGCUGCCCACGCCCGUGGCCGAGCACAGCCUGGAGCUGAUGCUGCUGUCCCGCCAGGCCAACGGGGCCCCGUGCAGCAUCGAGGAGGAGAAGGAGUCGGAGGCGGGCACGCCGGCGGCAGAGGCGGAGGGCGAGCUGCGGGCGCUGUGCCCGGGCGCCGGCGGCCUGGGGCCGGCACAGGCCCAACAGGUGAAUAAGUUUCUUUUAAGUGUCCUCCGUUUGCUCCUUGUGACAGUUGGACUCCUCUUUGUUUUGCUCCUCCUCCUGAUCGUCCUUACCGAGUCCGACCUUGACACUGCCUUUUUCCGUGAUAUCCGCCAGACCCCAGAGUUCGAGCAGUUCCAUUACCAAUACUUUUGUCCCCUCAGGCGAUGGUUUGCCUGCAAGCUCCGCGCCGUGGUAAACCUGCUCAUUGACACCUGAAGGC
Molecule: messenger RNA, 1750 nt
Organism: Serinus canaria (Common canary)
Lineage: Eukaryota; Metazoa; Chordata; Aves; Passeriformes; Fringillidae
Gene: FRMD5
Product: FERM domain containing 5
Exons: 14
Coding region: 37-1746 (569 amino acids)
Cellular component (GO): cytoskeleton
Molecular function (GO): cytoskeletal protein binding
Source: RefSeq, a predicted model, not a curated record